Messenger RNA from Morchella sextelata, 2529 nucleotides. RefSeq lists its product as uncharacterized. NCBI's taxonomy places the organism in Eukaryota, Fungi, Ascomycota, Pezizomycetes, Pezizales, Morchellaceae. Gene Ontology annotation, molecular function: phosphorelay sensor kinase activity; protein binding. The record is from RefSeq and is a predicted model, not a curated record. Gene Ontology annotation, biological process: phosphorelay signal transduction system; phosphorylation. The transcript has a single exon. The coding region runs from base 1 to 2529 and encodes 842 amino acids.
AUGGCAGUUACUUGCGAUAAUACAGCAGAACGCAGCGGUGCUGCUUCAUUUACAGAUUUCGUACACGCGGGCUCGAAAUGCGAUCAUCAAGUCCAGCUAUUCGAAUCUGAAGAGCAACUAUACAAAAUCAUAUCAAGCUUCAUUGUGCCCACGACCAGGAGCGACGAUGCAGUAGUCAUUCUUGCCGGAAAGAAUCGUAUUGAAACGCUUGAAGCAUGCUUUAGAGAGCAGCAUGUCAACACGGACCGGAUGAAGCAUCAGCAGCAACUAGUGUUUGUAGAUGCUGGGAUUCUUGCCGACACUGUUGUUCCCAAUGGCAUGUUUGAGUCAGAGAAGAUGGAGGAGUUUCUGCGCGAUCUUUUUGGAAGGGUUCAGAAGAACUACCGGAGAGUUUUUGUAUAUGGAGAGUUAGUGAAUAUAUUGUGCGAACGCGGCUUGCACACGGCCGCGCUGGAAUUGGAACAGCUGUGGUCACGGUUUGUUGCCGGAAGAGAGAUCACCCUCCUUUGUGGUUACGACCUAAACAACUUCAAGGAUAGUGGUCUCGAAAACGUCUUUGAGCGUAUAUGUCGACUACAUACACACAUAAAGCCCGCCGAAAAUUUCAAUGGACCAAUAGAAACACCUGAACAGCAGAACCUCAUAAUUGCCUCUCUACAACAGAGAGCCAAAGCUCUCGAAAACGAGGUCAUCCGCCACCGGGCCGCAGAAACCACAUUGCAAGGAGCUUUAAGUCUUUUAUCUGCUCGGACUAGCGAAACUGUUGGUCGAGAGCGUGAUGGAUACUUAGCACUUUUGUCGAUGCUCCCAGUUGGUGUCUGUGGCACAAAUUCUGGUGAAGGCAAUCUUAAAUACUUCAUCAAUCAGCGUUUCUGCGAUAUUUCCGGCCUUUCUGAAGACACUAUACGUGACGGCGGCUGGAUCAAUGCCAUACAUCAAGCAGACCGCGAACAAGUCGCCGCGAGCCUGCGCGCUGUCAAGAACGGCGAGGAUGCAUUCGCUCGAUGCGAGUAUCGGUUCGUGCAUCCAGAUAAUACAAUUCGCUGGGUUGCGUGCGAGGCCGUCGCAAACGACAGUGGAUAUUUGCAAACUGUUUUCGAUAUUACAGAGUUCAAGAUGCUGGAGAAGGAGCGGCUAGAUACUAUGAAAGCAGCAGAGGAGCACCAACGGAUGCGCGCCGCGGAAGCCGAAAGACACCGCCAAAACCGCGAGCAAUUCGUUGAUUCUCUUUGUCACGAGCUUCGAAAUCCCCUUGGUGGAAUAUUUGGGAAUGUAGAACUUCUCAAGAUGGGCCUCGAAACACGGCGUUCAGUAUUAGAAAAACCCUUCGUCUCACCGGAAGAUUUGCUUCUUCUCCGGGAACAGCUUCUCCUCGACGAAGAGUCACUCGACGCGAUUUCUACCUGUGCAGUGCACCAACAAACCGUGACGGAUGAUGUUCUCAACCUUUCAAAACUAGAACUUGGCAAAGUGGUGCUAAAGAAAAUCAGCUUUGAUCUUAAGAGCACUAUUUCUUCUGUGUUAAAGAUGUUUGAGGUUCAGGCUCAGCGAAAAGGCAUUGAACUGCGCGCCUCCAUGCCCAUCUCUGACUCCGUCAUUACAGCAGACCCACAUAGGCUUUCACAGAUCAUCAUAAACCUCAUUGCCAAUGCUCUCAAAUUUACAGAUAAAGGCAGCAUCACUCUCAUGUUUGAUAUAGUUGAACGUACACUGGAGAAUACCCUUUUUCGGAUAACUGUUUCAGAUACCGGUGUUGGAUUGACAUUGGACGAAAAAGCAGUCCUUUUUGAUCGGUUCUCACAGCCAUCCUCAACUAACUAUUCGGAGGUUGGAGGCACAGGUCUUGGACUUCACAUUAGCAAGAAUCUCGUGGAAUUGAUGGGCGGUGAAAUACUUGUGGACAGCAGAAAGGGGCAGGGUUCGAAAUUCACGUUCACUUUUAGAUGUGAGGAGGAUCGGAGUGGGGGAAAUUCUUUCAGCUUAUCAAAAUCGAGUCCGAAGAGCUACAAAGACUCGAUAUCAGUUAUGGCCUCAGCCCAGACUCAAGCAAUCAUACCUUCUGUUAUCCCCCGUCCAAUAAAUCACAUCCUUAUCGUCGAGGACAACCAUAUCAACCAGCGUCUCAUCACCAGACUGCUAUCAUCCGAAGGGUUUGCUUGCACGGUAGCCUCCAAUGGACAAGAGGCCCUCGACCUUCUCGAAAGCCUAUCUAGAAGCAGAUCACCGAUAGAUCUUGUCCUCAUGGAUAUUCAAAUGCCCGUGAUGGGAGGGAUUCCCGCAACACUUGAAAUCCGCCGUCGAGAAAAGCAUUCGCCUACUACUUACACCCCUUGCUCACGUAUUCCCAUCAUUGGGCUCUCUGGAAAUGUCCGUGAGAACCAUGUCCUGAACGCGCUGGAGAGCGGGAUGGAUGAUUACCUUAUCAAACCUGUUAGAAAAGUGGACAUCAUGACCGCUAUCCAGAGGUUUGGGGAUGAUGUUGAUAUGGAUGAACGACCUAUCCCCAAUGGGACAAAGCGAGCACGAUAA